CGAAAGAACCAACAGUUAAACGCUGACCACACACCUAUGGCCUCAGCUAUCAAUCGGUCGUAGUUGAAAUUCGAAACGUAAACUAUACGAGCGUAUAAUCUAGCGAUUUUCGACCAGCUGAUGUAAUCUCAUUAUCGUCGUCGUCACGGCUAUCUAUUCUUUUUUCCAUACUCCAGUUUGUGUCAGAAAGGAGUCCCUUCUCUGAAGACAUAUCCGUGUAAGGUUGUGGACCGAUGGCGUCGGCAUUUUUGCCAGUUGUUAAUUCUUUGGACGCAGGUGUUAGUUUUUCUGGAGGAGUGAUUGGUGCAACCCUUGGUGUGGAAAUCACCCUGGAAGAGGUGCUUUGUCACGACACCAGAAAGGACUGUUGGGUUGUCAUAUACGACAGGGUCUACGAUAUCACUGAAUUCUUAGAUGAGCAUCCAGGAGGAGCUGAUUUACUUCUGGAAUACGCCGGUAGAGACGCUAGUGUCGCGUUCCGCAGCGCUGGACAUUCCCAAGACGCUGUUCAACUACUGCAUAGAUACUUCAUCGGUGAAUUACCGAUUAGUGAGAGGGUUUUCCGAAAAGUUGGGGGAUUCAAACUAAGUGAUAUGCCGGAGUAGCGGGCUGAUGCGAAAACUGAACCUCUAAUGCCCUUUGGUGACUAGAUGUGACUAGGCUAUCUGAAAAUACUGGCUGCCCACUCACUCUUGAUAAAAAAAAAGAUGAAACUGGCGACUUUUGAAUGGAUCAACCCUCUGGAAGUUUAAGCCUAUUCCUGAUACUUCACUUGAUUUCCGCAUUGUUUCCUAUGGCGCUCUGAUCGAAUUUCGUUAUCGUUUCUAUGAAAAUAUGAUCGUUAUAUAGCGCCUCUACCGGAAAGAAAUGGAAGUUUAACGCAGUCGUUUCUGUGGCCAUUUUAUUCAAUAGUUUUACAAAUGGAACAAACAGAAAGAACUGGUAUUCCAGAGUUGGAGUCGCCAGAAUUAUCUAAAAAAUUUAAUCCGUGAAUACAGCAGUAUUUUUAGACUUCUUAGAUGUGACUGAUGUUUUCACCUAUAGACUACUUUUUCACAGAUUUAAAAGAUAGAUAGAUAGUCUGUAACUAACAAUUCCUAAGAAUAACAAAAAACAUAGAUAUGCCUUGUCUAUCUCUUUUCUGAAGUCGAAAUAUUAAGCUUGUUUUUAUUCACCACGAAAUCUUACCAUAGCAACCGCCUAGUUUAAAAAUUUUAGGAUGCCAACUCACCUGAAGGAUAACUUCCAAAAGAAUGCUAAUGUGUUAUUACUUUCAGUAAUAACGCCUCAUGGCAAAUCCUCUCCUCACCUCCCCAUGCCGACAUUUUAAAACAAACACAGACUACGGUUUCACAACAAACGCGACGAAGGCAGGGCAUCUCUAUGUAUUCUAUUACUAUGAGUUUUAUUCAUUAAGUUUUCUUAGAAUCACAAAAUCUAAAAAUCAUACCUUAUGGUCUUUUGAUGUAAAUGACGUUUCUCUAUUUCAGUAUCGUAAUAAGUUCAUUACAGUUCUAAAAACAGUGCUGUAAUGAACUCAUUACAGCAUCGUUUUCAGUUAUAUUUUUCGGUUUUUGGUUGUCUAUAAUGACUUCCAAUCCUAUCAAAUUUCAACAAACGUCAAUAAUUCUUAAUAUAAUAUAAUUUGGAUAUAGUGAAAUGAUUUGCAAUAUUAUUCGCAACUUUUCUUAAUUUUGGUGGUGUUAAAUCGAUUUCGUCAGACAUAACUAACGAAUUUAAUGCGUAAUUGUAAAUUAUUUCAAAAUUCGAAACGUACGAUUCAUAUCCAAAUUCCGUAAUCUGUCAAUGUUCGUAACAGUCACACCAACUGCCAUGAUACAAUACAAAUGUCACUAGGAUAUAUAAUCUAAAUUUUCCAUUGAAUUUCGAAAAUAAUUCACAAAAAUUAACUGAAAUGGAGAAAAUAUCGUCUAGUACUCGUUGCAGAAGGCAAUUCCAACACUCAUGCGUUCGAAAACUAGCUCCUUCGUCGCUCGUUUUCGAAUUUCGCAUUCGUGUUAGAAUAGGAGCCCAUUCUACAACUUGUUUUAGAAUAUACUAUUUUUUCUAUUAAAUGAAUAUUAGAGGUCUGUUGAACUAAAUUGCUUUGCAACUUUUCACUUUUCGAAUGGAUUUGAAAAAAACAUUCAGAAUUGAAAAGGGCGGACUGGAUAGUUAAGGAAAAUUUGCAUGAUAGUUUGAAGGAAUAGGGCUCUAGCAUUACUUAACGUAUAAUUGUUACUUCUUCACUUAGUAAAUUUGAUAUAAAGCAAAGCAAAGUGAUAAAGUUGCAAAAUUCUGUGGGGCAAUAGGCCUCAGUUAUCAAUUAUUUUGUACAUUUGAAGAACUUGAGAGAAAGAAACGAUGAUAAGACUAAAGUGUGGGUGUAUUAAAGACCACUACUAAAAAUUGUUUAAUGCAAAUUCAAUUUUUCAACUUGACUUUCACUAUUGGUCGUUUCUAGCUCGAAACAACUAACUAUAAACAUUUUCUGAAAAUUUUGUUAUCUCAUUUUGCAACAAUUGACACCAGUUUAUAGAGUCAACUCAUAAAAAAUUAAAAAAUGAUCUCAGAUUGAAUUGGAUCAUUAUAUUAUGGUGAAAACAAUGAGUUAUUUUUGUGAUUGCCAUUUAAUUGGGAAAGAUUAUUGCUUGUGAAUCAGUAUUAUAUUUAUUUUUAUUUAAAUUUUGUUUUUACAAUGGAGUCGUUGACUUGCUUGUUAUUAUUAAUGUUUAAAUUGCCUAUUGGUUUUACUAUAUGGAUUAUUUAUUUACCUCUUUGUUGAAUAAUAGGAUAUAAGGAAAUAAAUGAUAGAAA
Molecule: messenger RNA, 2817 nt
Organism: Harmonia axyridis
Lineage: Eukaryota; Metazoa; Arthropoda; Insecta; Coleoptera; Coccinellidae
Product: probable cytochrome b5 2
Exons: 2
Coding region: 234-605 (123 amino acids)
Cellular component (GO): intracellular membrane-bounded organelle; membrane
Molecular function (GO): heme binding
Source: RefSeq, a predicted model, not a curated record